UAAGCUACUGGCCGCGCGAAGAUCGGUAACAAAUGGCGAACAAUUACGCAGCUGUGCUCUAUGGUCCCAGUGACUUAAGAAUCGAAAAAUUGCCAAUGCCCGAGAUAAACGACAAUGAAGUUUUGAUAAAGAUCGACUGCUGCGGAAUCUGCGGUUCGGACUUGAAGAUUUAUUCGACGGGGAAAUGCGGGCUCGUCAAUCUCACCGAACCAGUUAUACUCGGCCACGAAGGGGCAGGUGUUGUGGUUAAGAUGGGAAGCAAGGUGGCGGGCCUGGCAGUCGGCGACCGGGUGGCUAUCGAGCCGACGCAGCCGUGUCGCAGCUGCGAGCUCUGCCGCUGCGGCCGCUACAACCUGUGCUACGACCCAAAUUACUGCUCAACGCCUGGCUCACCCGGGAACCUCUGCCAGUACUACAAACACGUCGCUGACUACUGCCACAAAAUACCAGAUAAUUUGAGCAUGGAAGAAGGCGCUGCCGUCCAGCCCUUGGCGAUCGCCAUCCACGCCUGCAACCGAGCAGGCGUCAAGAUCGGAAGCACCUUAGUGGUUCUAGGCGCCGGCCCUAUUGGCGUGCUAUGCGCAAUGACCGCACGCGCUAUGGGUGCCACUAAGAUUCUUCUCACAGAUGUAGUUGAAUCGCGUCUCAAAACCGCUAAGAAGUUAGGCGCGGAUCACACGUUGCUUGUUAAGAAGGAAUACAGCGACGAGGAGGUCGUGGCCAGGAUCACAGACACGCUGGGAACCGCGCCUGACAUUACUGUGGACGCAUGCGGCUUUGCGUCCGCCCAGAGAGUAGCCAUGAUGGUGACGCGCUCGGGCGGCACUGUGCUGGUGGUGGGCAUCGGCGCCGAGAGCGUACAGGUGCCGCUGACGGGCGCGCUGCUACGCGAGGUGGACGUCCGCGGCGCGUACCGCCUCCUCAACUCAUACCCCCAAGCACUGGCUGCAGUUUCCAGUGGGGCCAUAGAUCUGAAGUCUUUCAUCACCCAUCACUUCCCACUACAGAAGUCCAAGGAAGCCAUGGAGUUCGCCAAAACCGGCGAGCCUAUGAAGAUUAUCAUACACAUGUAACUGCCGUACACGUCACAUAACGAAAUAUACGUUGCAUAAGCAAGUCAAAUUUCCUCCGCAAGUCAAAUUCUUAUAAUCAUCCUGUAGAAAGGACAAACGGCGAAAUCUUAGUCUGGACAAAUAUACAGAAAAACAGAUGUUUAAGUGAUGGUAUCAAAUGUGGAGUCCAAAUGGACCUGGGACCUGGGUCACCUGGCCCGUUAGUCCGCUAUUACAAUAUGUCAGUGGUCGAUCAAUAAAAACAUAUUAAUAUAAAAAAAAAACUUUUAUUUUAAACAAUGAAGUGAAGGAAAAAAGCGUGAUCACCCUGAUCGCAAACACUAUUUUUUAAUUAGUUA
Messenger RNA from Pararge aegeria (speckled wood butterfly), 1411 nucleotides. RefSeq names its product sorbitol dehydrogenase-like. Gene Ontology annotation, biological process: D-sorbitol catabolic process. Gene Ontology annotation, molecular function: zinc ion binding; L-iditol 2-dehydrogenase (NAD+) activity. The transcript has 8 exons. Bases 33 to 1073 code for a protein of 346 amino acids. Lineage: Eukaryota; Metazoa; Arthropoda; Insecta; Lepidoptera; Nymphalidae. The record is from RefSeq and is a predicted model, not a curated record.